GACUUUGUUGUGGAUUAUCUGAGUUCGUUAGCCGCAGCUAGCACAGCAGCUAGCACACAGCACAGUAUGCAGCUUAGCAUUAGCCUCGUCUGUGUCCACUGACGUGUGUGUCUCCGUGCUUUGUACCGACGUGAGACGCGUGAGCCGCAAUGUUGAACGUGGAGUCGCUGCAAGUUGCUGAGGAGGAGGUGGUGGAGUCCAGCUCCAACAAACUCGGGGACAUUUACACUUUCGUGGCCAAAGGCUACUUUCCUCAGGCGAUGACUCCCAUACGGAGGAAGAACCUCAAAAGAUACGCACAGAAGUUUAUCAUAGACGAGGGCAAGCUCUACUAUGUGGGACCCAAGAAAGAAGAGAAGAGGGAGGUGGUGAUUGAGGCGGAGAGGAAGAGGCAGAUUUUCCUCGACUGCCACUUCAAUGACAUCGGCCAUCACCUUGGCCAAAAGAAGACCGUCCACAGGAUCCAGAGCAAGUUCUACUGGCUGGGAAUCAUAAAGGAUGUGGUGGACUGGAUUAAAGUGUGUGACACCUGUCAGCACACAGAGAGGAAUAAAAACCUGUCACGGACUGUUCGACCGAUCAAAGUGGAUGCACCGUGGGAAAUUGUUGGGAUUGACAUCUUAGGACCUUUCCCUGAGACCCAGCAAGGCAACACUAACAUUAUAGUCCUCAUUGAUUACCUCAGUAAAUGGCCAGAAGCGUUUCCAGUAAAAAAGACGGAUGUGUUCUCUUUUGCAAGAUGCAUCUCUAGCUCUAUAUACAGGUUUGGGGCCCCUAAAACUAUAGUGUGUACGCAGAACGUUGACUUCUGUGAUGAGGUGGCUAAGCUGCUGUGCGACAGAUGGAGCAUCGUGCAGAAGGUUUCUCCUUUGGAUCAACCUCAGCUCAACCCGCUCCAUGACUGCACGAGCGUGUUACUGAAAGAAGCCGUCCUGCAGAUGGUGACAGAGAAGCAGGGCGAGUGGGACGACUUCCUCGACCCUGUGCUGUUUUUGUUCCGCACGUCCACAAACCCCACGACCAAGUUCACCCCCUACUCGCUCAUGUUCAACAGGAAAGCUAAUUUACUUAACGAGACGACACUAAGCUUGGCGAAUUAUGACCAUCUAGAGCAGGAUGUGUAUUCCUCAAAGGAAAAGGCCUCUACGUAUAUGACAAUAAUGCAGGAGCAGCAGAACUCCGUUAAGCAGCUGGUUGUAUCCAAUAUGAACGUAGCCUACAAACAAGAGAAGAAGAAGAAGGCUAAGCGCAGAGCACCCAGCAUGCCCUCAAUGAAUUUUAAGAUCGCAGAUCCUCUGUUUGGUGAAGGAGACUCGCCCUCACCAAAAAAACUGAAAGAGAGUUUAUAUUUGUCUUUCCCUGUGGAGACGGUGCUGGCCACCGAGCAAAGCAGCUCGGAGGACAUUAAGGCCGAGUUGGAGUAUCACCUGACUGAGUCUGAUGUCCACUGAGAUGCAUGGUUUGAAAAGAAUAGAGAGAAGACGCAUUGUCAGAGCACGGAUACAAGUCGUGAGCUGCCUGAAAACUUGGGUAAUCGGGAGGAGUAGGAUGAUUAGUGCGACCACUGCUCAGUCACUUGAGCUGCUUUCAGACAUGCACUGGACUCUUCACUACCUCUGUAUUUUGUCCGGAGGGGGUGCAUGUGUGAACACAAAUGUGAGAGUGAGAGGCUCCGCAGUUUCUGCGGACUUUCUCCACCUUGCAUCGUAGUAUAAAGUCUGUAGGAAGUCAGGAGAAUCCGAUUUGAGAACACAGCCGGGGAUCCCCCACUGGAUUCACCAAGAUGAGUGGGGAUUUUUUGAUGCUUCGAACUAUCUAACUAACUCCCAGUGAACAAGCAGUGUCAUACAAGGAGAAGACACCACCAAAGAUGUCAAGAGAGUUUGUGGGGAUAAGAGCCGACGUCGGUGUCUGUGUAGUAAAGAAAAUCACAGAGUCAACACAGCAGAGUUAAUGUCACUGCCUGCUGCCAUCGGCUGCUCCACCUCUUGCCUGAAUAGUGCGAAGAGCUUGAUGCUGUUGUCAAUGCGGAUGUGCAGAGAACCUCCUGCUGUGUUGUACCCAAUGCUCUGGUCUUUACCCGCAGGUCAUGUCUGGUUGAUGUUUCACAUGUAGAUGAACUAUGCCCAUGGAAACAGAAUCCAGCAGCAAUCAUUGAUCCCAAAACAAGUUUUUCCCAUGAAAAUUAUGUUAAUUUAUUGUUUUUUAAUUUGUUGUACAGUUUAU
Messenger RNA from Limanda limanda (common dab), 2226 nucleotides. RefSeq lists its product as uncharacterized. The record is from RefSeq and is a predicted model, not a curated record. NCBI's taxonomy places the organism in Eukaryota, Metazoa, Chordata, Actinopteri, Pleuronectiformes, Pleuronectidae. Gene Ontology annotation, molecular function: nucleic acid binding. Gene Ontology annotation, biological process: DNA integration. Bases 150 to 1451 code for a protein of 433 amino acids. The transcript is spliced from 8 exons.